Penicillium arizonense is the source of this 369-nucleotide messenger RNA. RefSeq lists its product as uncharacterized. Bases 1 to 369 code for a protein of 122 amino acids. The record is from RefSeq and is a predicted model, not a curated record. NCBI's taxonomy places the organism in Eukaryota, Fungi, Ascomycota, Eurotiomycetes, Eurotiales, Aspergillaceae. The transcript has a single exon.
AUGGAUGCCCCGAACAGCACGCCAGACCAGGAAAGAGAAGGAGAACAGCAGCUCAGUGCAUUGCUAAUCGUUUGUGAAAAAGACAAUUCGCAGGAAGCUUCUGAUCAUGCGCCAAUGGUAAGUGGAACGGCUCAGCUUCCAAUGCUCUUGUUGACCAUUGCAGCUCUCUCCCUCGCAGCAGGAAGCAGAAACAAGACGUAUCUUGGCGACCAAGCCAUUUCAAGCCAUAUUGAAGGUGCUAGCAGAUCUCGAACACGAGGAUCCAAGUUCGCUUUUCCAGCGGCUCGACUUGUUGGACUCUAUCGACGCCUAUGGGAGUCGUACGUGUCCAAGCACAUCGAUGGCGAGAAUCAGGUUCCGGCACCGUAA